AUGCUGCCGCCGUCACCGUCGCGAACACGGCGCCGCGGUCCCGCGGUGGUAGGCGGCGCGCUGCUGCUGGCGUACGUUAGCUUCUACGCGUAUCACGUCGCGCCGCUCGCACUUGACGACGUGCACGCGCGACCCCGACUGGCCGCGGUGAACUUCGAGUUGCGGCAGCAAGUUGCCGAGCUGCCACCGCCGCCGCCGCUGCCGAUCCCGCCGAGCGAAGCUAUCGCAGAUGAUGUCGCCGCCAUAUUCGCCCAGGCAGCGUCGAGGAUAGCAUGCCCCGAGAACGGCCCGACAUUUGGCGAAGGCCGCGAGGCCGAGCGAGGGAAACCAGGGAAGGAGGUGCCUCCUACGAUUCGAUCCCCCGCGUUCAGACAGAGUCGCCUGGCCGGUGUUGUCGGCGUCGGCGAUGACGGCGGGGGAGAGCUCGGUGGCGGGCUUGGCGGAGGCGGCGAGGGCGGCGGCGAUGGCGGCGGCGGGCUCGGCGUCGGCGGCGAGGGUUGCGGCGAGGGCGGAGGCGGCGAGGGCGGUGCCGACGGAGGCGGAGGCGACGGAGGCGGUGGCGAGGGCGGCGGCGACGGUGGGGGCGGCGAGGGCGGCGGUGGCGAGGGCGGCGGCGACGGUGGGGGCGGCGAGGGCGGCGGAGGCGAGGGCGGCGGUGCGUUGUGGUGUGCGGGCGGCGAGGGCGGAGGCGGCGAGGGCGGUGGGGACGGCGGCGGCGGGGACGGCGGCGGCGGCGAGGGCGGCGGCGAGGGCGGCGGUGGAGAGGGCGGUGGCGACGGCGGCGGCGGCGAGGGCGGCGGCGAGGGCGGCGGCGGAGAGGGCGGUGGCGACGGCGGCGGCGGCGAGGGCGGCGGUGGCGAGGGCGGCGGCGACGGUGGGGGCGGCGAGGGCGGCGGCGGCGAGGGCGGCGGUGCGUUGUGGUGUGCGGGCGGAGAGGGCGGAGGCGGCGAGGGCGGGGGAGGGCUCGGUGGCGGGCUUGGCGGAGGCGGCGAGGGCGGCGGCGAGGGCGGCGGCGGAGAGGGCGGUGGCGACGGCGGCGGCGGCGAGGGCGGCGGUGGCGAGGGCGGCGGCGACGGUGGAGGCGGCGAGGGCGGCGGCGGCGAGGGCGGCGGUGCGUUGUGGUGUGCGGGCGGAGAGGGCGGAGGCGGCGAGGGCGGCGGGGACGGCGGCGGCGGCGAGGGCGGCGGAGAGGGCGGCGGCGGAGAGGGCGGUGGCGACGGCGGCGGCGGCGAGGGCGGGGGAGGGCUCGGUGGCGGGCUUGGCGGAGGCGGCGAGGGCGGCGGCGAGGGAGGCGGCGGGCUCGGGGGCGGCGGCGAGGGCGGAGGCGGUGAAGGCGAUGGUGAGAGCGGCGGGGGCGGCGACAUGGCUUCGGUGCACUCGGUGCAGUCAUAG
Messenger RNA from Emiliania huxleyi CCMP1516, 1392 nucleotides. RefSeq lists its product as hypothetical. The transcript has 4 exons. The record is from RefSeq and is a predicted model, not a curated record. The coding region runs from base 1 to 1392 and encodes 463 amino acids. NCBI's taxonomy places the organism in Eukaryota, Haptophyta, Isochrysidales, Noelaerhabdaceae.